Messenger RNA from Capsella rubella, 1737 nucleotides. RefSeq names its product glutamate decarboxylase 2. NCBI's taxonomy places the organism in Eukaryota, Viridiplantae, Streptophyta, Magnoliopsida, Brassicales, Brassicaceae. The coding region runs from base 71 to 1558 and encodes 495 amino acids. The record is from RefSeq and is a predicted model, not a curated record. Gene Ontology annotation, molecular function: pyridoxal phosphate binding; glutamate decarboxylase activity. Gene Ontology annotation, cellular component: cytosol. The transcript has 6 exons. Gene Ontology annotation, biological process: L-glutamate catabolic process.
UCAUCUCUUCGUAUCCUUUUUGGUUCAUCUCUUUCUCUUUCACACACUCACAAGAAAGCAAAACACAAAGAUGGUUCUUUCAAGAACACAAACGAACAGUGAUGAAUCUGUUUGCACCAUGUUCGGAUCUCGCUAUGUUCGCACUACACUUCCCAAGUAUGAGAUCGGUGAGGCUUCGAUACCUAAGGAUGCUGCGUAUCAGAUCAUAAAAGAUGAGUUGAUGCUUGAUGGUAACCCUAGGCUUAACCUAGCUUCGUUCGUGACUACAUGGAUGGAACCAGAGUGUGACAAACUCAUCAUGGACUCUAUCAACAAGAACUAUGUUGACAUGGAUGAGUACCCUGUCACCACUGAACUUCAGAACCGAUGUGUGAACAUUAUAGCUAGGCUGUUCAAUGCGCCACUCGAGGAAACUGAGACUGCGGUGGGAGUAGGAACAGUUGGUUCUUCGGAAGCCAUCAUGUUAGCUGGAUUGGCCUUUAAAAGAAAAUGGCAGAACAGACGCAAGGCUGAGGGUAAACCCUAUGACAAACCAAACAUUGUCACUGGAGCCAAUGUUCAAGUGUGCUGGGAGAAAUUUGCUCGAUACUUCGAGGUGGAGCUAAAAGAAGUAAAGCUAAGUGAAGGUUACUACGUGAUGGAUCCAGACAAAGCAGCAGAGAUGGUGGACGAGAACACAAUCUGUGUCGCAGCCAUAUUGGGGUCAACACUCAAUGGUGAGUUCGAAGAUGUGAAGCGUCUCAAUGACUUGCUGGUCAAGAAAAAUGAGGAAACUGGUUGGAACACACCUAUCCCUGUUGAUGCAGCAAGUGGAGGGUUCAUUGCUCCAUUUAUCUAUCCUGAGUUGGAAUGGGACUUUAGACUUCCUUUGGUUAAGAGUAUCAACGUGAGUGGUCACAAGUAUGGACUUGUCUAUGCUGGUAUUGGUUGGGUCGUGUGGAGAGCACCAGAGGAUUUGCCUGAAGAGCUUAUCUUUCAUAUUAACUAUCUUGGUGCUGAUCAACCCACUUUUACUCUCAACUUCUCCAAAGGAUCGAGCCAAAUUAUUGCUCAAUACUACCAGCUCAUUCGUCUUGGGUUCGAGGGAUACAAAAAUGUGAUGGAGAAUUGCAUAGAGAACAUGGUGGUACUCAAAGAAGGAAUAGAGAAAACAGAGCGUUUCAACAUAGUCUCAAAGGACCAAGGAGUACCAGUGGUAGCCUUCUCACUCAAGGACCAUAGUUUCCACAACGAGUUCGAGAUCUCUGAGAUGCUACGUCGUUUUGGCUGGAUUGUCCCGGCUUACACUAUGCCUGCGGAUGCACAGCACAUCACGGUCCUGCGUGUUGUCAUAAGGGAAGAUUUCUCAAGAACACUCGCUGAGAGACUAGUGUCAGAUAUCUCAAAGGUGCUUCAUGAGCUAGAUACCUUGCCUUCCAAGAUAUCGAAGAAGAUGGGAAUAGAAGGGAUCGCGGAAAACGUCAAGGAGAAGAAGAUGGAGAGAGAGAUUCUGAUGGAAGUCAUUGUUGGAUGGAGGAAGUUUGUGAAGGAGAGGAAGAAGAUGAAUGGUGUUUGCUAAGUAAGUGUGUUUGGUGUUUGUGUGUUAAUAAAGGAUGUACUCGUGAGGACUUGUGUUUAUUUAUGUGUUUGGUAUCUCUAUUUGAGCAAGUUAUUAUGGAUCUUAUAAGCUUGAAACUCAUUUAAGCCUUUGUUAUUGAACUUUUAUGAUGUCUUAAAUUAAAAUGUUUCUCCUAAGUA